Nicotiana tabacum (common tobacco) is the source of this 3047-nucleotide messenger RNA. Its product is annotated as berberine bridge enzyme-like D-2. Lineage: Eukaryota; Viridiplantae; Streptophyta; Magnoliopsida; Solanales; Solanaceae. The record is from RefSeq and is a predicted model, not a curated record. Gene Ontology annotation, molecular function: oxidoreductase activity; FAD binding.
CAAAAAAAAAAAAAAAUUAGCUAGUUUCUAGCCGAAGGUUUAGAUGCUUUGUCUAAGUGGAUAUAAAUAAGCAUUAUGUUUUUGAUAUUUCAUGUUUGAUGUUAUUGGUGUCGAGAUGUCCUUUCCUUUAAUGUUCUCAUAAUUUAGUAAAGCCUUUUGAGAGGCACUUAAAUGAGUCGUGACAAGAAGAAGAAGCAGCUUCACUAAUAAAAAUUGCUGCAGCAAUACCAGUAGUUAUCUGUAAAUAAGCAAUUAUAUUGGCUUAACUUAAUCUAACAAAAUGGUAAUAUGUACGCAUAAGUUUCUACUGAAUACAACAACAACAAAUCCAAUAGUUUUUCAUAAGUGGGGUCUGAGGAGGGUAAGAUGUACGCAGUCUUGCUCCUGCCCCUAGAAGGGUAGAGAGGAUGAUAAUACCCCUAAUAUAUACACAAGGAACAGGCUAUAUAUACACAAGGAACAAGCUAAGGAUCAGUGCACAAAAAUUGUGAAUUGAGAUUGUUUAAUGGCCAAAAGUCAAUUUACUUCUGUUGACAAGGUGUGCUGCCAUUGGUAGUGAUGGGUGAGACCAUAACAAACAGGUCGAGUUCGGCCAUAACUUUUCACAUUUUAAGUGCUCCAAAUUAAACAUAUAUGGUCAUUACCAUCAAUAUUAAUGAAAACCAAAUUCAACAUUUGAAAGUUACCUCGGACAUGAGGCUGAAACCUAGUAUUGUAAUGGUCAAAUUAAUAAAAGCACAAAAUCUUAAACUAAGUAGCCUUUUAAGUGUAUAAAAAAUAUCAAACCACGUCCCUUAAAUUUUGAAGUACUAUUAUGUGUUGUAGAGUAUAAUGCACACUGAUUGCUUUGACAAGUGAACAAAUUAACAACUGAGGCAGAGUAAAGGAGACUGACUUCAGUUUAGAUUUACUUCAUGAACAAAGUAAAAUAGCAGUUCUCAUGGAGCGCUUGAAUCUGCUAAAAUUGUUGUAUGCUGAAAUUGGCCGGCACUGUUCCUAUUUUACCCUGAUUCUCCUGCUAUUUUGUCACGUUACGGUAGGCGUCUAUCACUCCAUACUUUUUCAUGCAGAUAUAAUAAGUGUUAAGAAAGGAUUAGGCUUAGGCCGGCACCUUUUAUUCUGUUUCAUUUCCUUGUUUCCUUCAUCUUUUUGUCCUCAAACUGCUGACCUCUACUAUGCACUCUUCCUUGUAUAAAGCUUAUCUGUACCUCCAAUGGAAUCCGGAGAGGUCAAACAAGAAGUUGGAAGUAAACGAAAGCUGCAAUGAAACGAAAUAUAUCCAUGUCUCUUCAGCGUUUGCUCAUAAUUCUGAUGAUGAUCAGCUUCUUAUUUACUUCUCUUCUUGUACCUUCCGUCUCUGCUACAAAUCUCAAUACCAUUUCCACCUGUUUGAUCAAUUACAAAGUCAGUAACUUCUCUGUUUAUCCAACAAGGAAUCAUGCUGGUAAUAGGUACUAUAACUUGCUUGAUUUCUCCAUUCAGAAUCUCCGAUUCGCAGCGUCCUCUAAACCAAAACCAACGGUCAUUAUCGUACCAGAGAGCAAGGAGCAGCUGGUGAGCAGCGUUCUGUGUUGCAGACAAGGUUCUUAUGAAAUCAGAGUAAGGUGCGGAGGACACAGUUAUGAAGGGACUUCUUACGUUUCCUUUGAUGGUUCCCCAUUUGUGGUCAUUGAUUUGAUGAAAUUAGAUGAUGUUUCGGUAGAUUUGGAUUCCGAAACCGCGUGGGUACAAGGUGGCGCUACACUUGGCCAGACUUAUUAUGCCAUUUCCCGGGCCAGUGACGUUCAUGGAUUUUCAGCUGGUUCUUGCCCAACAGUUGGGGUUGGGGGCCACAUUUCCGGGGGUGGCUUUGGAUUUUUAUCAAGAAAAUAUGGACUUGCUGCUGAUAACGUGGUGGAUGCUCUUCUUGUUGAUGCGGAAGGACGGCUAUUAGACCGCAAAGCCAUGGGAGAAGAAGUGUUUUGGGCCAUCAGAGGUGGUGGUGGAGGAAUUUGGGGAAUCAUUUACGCCUGGAAAAUCCGAUUGCUCAAAGUGCCCAAGACUGUGACUAGUUUCAUAGUCCCUAGGCCUGGCUCCAAACGAUAUGUGUCCCAACUAGUUCACAAAUGGCAACUUGUUGCACCAAAGUUAGACGAUGACUUUUAUCUAUCGAUCUCCAUGAGCUCUGCUAGUAAAGGAAACAUUCCUAUUGAAAUAAAUGCCCAAUUCAGCGGAUUUUACCUAGGUACAAAAACCGAAGCCAUUUCCAUCUUGAAUGAGGCCUUUCCGGAGUUGGGAGUUGUGGAAAGUGACUGCAAAGAAAUGAGUUGGAUUGAAUCAACACUUUUCUUCUCCGAAUUAGAUAACGUUGCGAACACCUCCGAUGUCUCUCGUUUGAAAGAGCGUUACUUUGAAAACAAAUCAUACUUCAAAGCCAAAUCAGACCAUGUGAAGACCCCAAUUUCAGUGGGAGGGAUUAUGACAGCUCUUGAUGUUCUUGAGAAAGAACCAAAUGGACAUGUCAUCUUUGACCCUUAUGGUGCAGCCAUGCAGAGAAUUAGCGAGGAAGCUAUUGCUUUCCCUCAUAGAAAGGGUAACCUAUUCAGAAUUCAAUAUCUAGUAGUGUGGAAAGAAAAGGACAAUAAUAAUAUUGCCAAGAGCAAUGGGUACAUAGAGUGGAUAAGAGAGUUUUACAAUACAAUGGCACCCCAUGUUUCUAGUUCACCUAGGGCAGCUUAUGUCAACUAUAUGGAUCUGGACCUUGGAGUGAUGGACGACUACUUAAUGCUAAAUACUAGUAUUACUGCCUCUGCUGAUCAUGCCGUGGAGAGAGCAAGGGUCUGGGGUGAAAAGUAUUUCUUGAAUAACUAUGAUAGAUUGGUCAAAGCUAAGACAAAAAUUGACCCACUAAACGUUUUUCGACAUCAACAGGGCAUCCCUCCUAUGUUCGCCUCAAUGCCAGAGCAUACCUAUAGUAGUAAAUGAGAUAUAGUAACAAAUAUAUGUACUAGCUUGUACUGUGGUGUUCCUUUUCUUUUUUUCCUUUUAAAACAUUGUUAGUUGUCCUA